Messenger RNA from Cyprinus carpio (common carp), 6990 nucleotides. RefSeq names its product neuronal cell adhesion molecule-like (gene nrcama). The record is from RefSeq and is a predicted model, not a curated record. The transcript is spliced from 33 exons. NCBI's taxonomy places the organism in Eukaryota, Metazoa, Chordata, Actinopteri, Cypriniformes, Cyprinidae. The coding region runs from base 408 to 4409 and encodes 1333 amino acids. Gene Ontology annotation, molecular function: cell-cell adhesion mediator activity. Gene Ontology annotation, cellular component: axon; plasma membrane. Gene Ontology annotation, biological process: brain development; cell-cell adhesion; axon guidance.
GUGUGUGUCCUGCUCCAGUGCUCCUGUCUGCCUGCUCUCCUCACGCGCUGCAGCUGCGCCUGCCCUGAGCGUGCGCGUGACGGCGCUGCGCGUUUGACAGCAGCAGGAGCGCUCGAGGAGAAAGAGAAGCUGCGGUGCGCGCCGACUACACAACACACCAAACGUAGCCUACAUCAAUCCCGUGAAACCGGACGACUCGAGGACUCAUCACUGGAAUCGCGCCCACACUAUUCUGAGCUGCCGAGGUCUGGUUGGAACUGGAGGAUACACUCUUUCAUACAGCCUAAACAGUCUUGCUGGCUAAUCUUGGAUGCCCCUGUUUGUUUGAAUGGUCACACUGAGUGCGAAUCACAAGGCCCAGUUGCUUUGACCUGGAGGGGAAGGAUUUUCAUGUAACGCACCCUGCCAUGGACAGGAAGAGGAGUUGCACGCUCUGUGGAGGAGCUGUGAUGCUGCUGCUGCUGGGUCACAUGAUCAAUGCAUUAGAAGUGCCUCUAGAUCCUAAAGUUCUGGAGGGAUUGCCUCAGCCUCCCACAAUAACUCAUCAGUCCCCCAAGGAUUACAUCAUCGACCCUCGGGAGAACAUCAUUAUCCACUGUGAGGCGAAAGGAAAGCCUCAUCCCAGCUUUUCAUGGACACGUAAUGGCACUCAUUUCGACGCGGAAAAGGAUUCCAAAGUUAUCAUGAAGCCCAACUCAGGCACUCUGGUCAUUGACAUUAGUGGAGAGAAGGUAGAGGCAUACGAGGGUGUUUACCAGUGCAUCGCCCGCAACGAGCACGGCUCUGCCUUGUCCAAUAACAUUGUCAUCCGUCAGUCAAGGUCCCCCUUGUGGUCAAAAGAGAGAAUUGAACCAAUCACAGUGCAGAGGGGUAUGUCUCUUGUACUGCAGUGCAGACCCCCAGCUGGCCUGCCUCCUCCAAUCAUCUUCUGGAUGGAUAACAAUUUCCAGAGACUACCCCAAAACAGCCGUGUAUCCCAGGCUUUAAACGGAGACCUGUAUUUCUCCAAUGUGCUCAUGGAUGACAACAGAAACGACUACAUCUGCUACGCCCGCUUCCCACACACUCAGACUAUCCAACAGAAACAGCCGAUCACUGUCAAUGUGCUCGACAUUGAAGCUAUGAAUGACACUGUGUUGGCAGCUUUUUUGAAUGGCUCAGAUUUUUGGGGUGACAGUCCUUCUGGGGAGAGAGCGCCCACUUUCAUGCAGCCACCAGGAAUGCACAGUACCAGCAUGGUCCUGAAAGGAGACACGCUGCAACUGGAAUGCAUCGCUGAUGGCCUUCCAACGCCAGAUAUCUCCUGGAGCAAGGUGAACGGUGACCUGCCAAGCGGCCGUUUUUCAUUUCACAGUUUCCAGAAAACUCUGAAGAUAACAGAGGUGACAGACGCAGAUGGGGGAGAUUACCGCUGUUUAGCCAGGAAUCGCCUGGGGAGCAACCAUCACAUCAUCACUGUAGUGGUCAGAGCGGCUCCCUUUUGGAUCAGUGCCCCUCAGAACCUCAUCCUGGCCCCGAAAGAAUCUGGAAUGCUCACCUGCCGGGCGGAUGGCAACCCUAAACCCACGGUCACAUGGUCUGUCAAUGGAAUUCCCAUUGAAAACUCACAUAAGGACCCCAGUCGGAAAAUCGAAAAUGGCAAUAUCAUCCUCAGUGAUGUUCAGACCGGCUCAAGUGCUGUUUACCAGUGUAACGCCUCCAAUGAGUACGGUUAUCUGCUGGGCAAUGCCUUUGUCAGUGUCCUGGCUGAACCUCCAAGGGUGCUGACCCCUCCAAAUCAUGUGUACUCAGUCAUCACUAACAGUAGAGCUUUGUUAGACUGUGCUUCGUUUGGCUCACCACUUCCAAAAAUCACAUGGUUUAAAAACGGUCAGAGUGUAUUGGAUGGAGACUUGUACAUCAUUCAUAAGAACAAUACCUUAGAGAUCAAUGUGGCUCGGCCAGUACACAGUGGCAAAUACACCUGCAUUGCCUCAAACAGUCUUGGCAACAAAGAAAAUCAUGUUUACCUGGAAGUGAAAGAGCCUACACGGAUCCUCAGACAGCCUGAGUAUAAAGUGGUCCAGAGAAACGGCAUGGCAGAAUUUGAGUGCAAGGUCAAACACGACCCCACUCUCUUUCCCUCCAUGAUAUGGCUCAAAGACAAUAUGGAGCUCCCCGAUGACUCUCGAUUUGAGGUGGGCUCUGAUAGUCUGACUAUACAUGACGUGAGAGAGGACGAUGAGGGCAACUACACCUGCAUCAGAAACACCACCCUUGACCAAGAUUCAGCCAGCGCCAUGCUCACAGUAGUCGAGGCCACACCAACACCACCUAUAAUAAUGGAGCAACCGGAUCCGCCCAGAGACCUGGAGCUGACAGACCAACGAGAGCACAGUGUUCGGCUUACAUGGACCCCUGGUGAUGAAAACAACAGUCCUAUUCAACUGUUCCUGAUCCAGUAUGAAGAUUCGCUUCACGAGCCUGGAGUAUGGGUCAAUAUGACCGAAGUCUCAGGAACCAGCACCACAGCACACUUGGAGCUUUCCCCGUAUGUCUAUUACUCCUUCAGGGUCCUGGCACUCAAUGAAGUGGGUCUGAGUGAACCCAGCGCUCCAUCCAGACAGUACAGAACCAACCCUGCACAGCCUGAAGUGAAUCCAUCAGACGUUGAAGUCAUUGGAACAUCACCUGACAGUAUAACAAUAACUUGGAGGGAGCUGACUGGGCUGGAGUCGAACGGUCCAGGCCUACAGUACAAAGUGAGCUGGAGACAGAAAGAUGUGGAUCAGCAAUGGACUUCUCUCCCUCUGGCCAAUGUCUCGCAAUAUGUGGUGACAGGAACGCCCACUUUUACACCCUAUGAAGUCACCGUGCAAGCGGUCAAUGAAUACGGCCCUGGUCCCAGUCCAGAGGUAGUGCUGGGAUAUUCAGGAGAGGACUUACCAACUGUGGCCCCAGAGAACGUAAAAGUUUAUGUUCAGAAUUGGACAUUGGCUGAAGUGAGCUGGGACGCUGUUCCUCUUUCAACAGUACAAGGACGACUGAAUGGAUACAAGGUGAGUUACUGGAAGUUGAGAAGCCUACAGAAGCAAGACCCUGAGCCCAAGAAACCACAGGAGCUCAUCUUUCAAGGGAAUGAGACGGAGGGUCUUCUGUUUGGCCUUCAUCCCUACAGCCAGUACAACCUCAACAUUAGAGCCUUCAACGGGAAAGGAGACGGACCCACCAGCUCCAAUCAGAUAUUUGAAACACCAGAGGGAGUUCCUGGGCCUCCUGCAGAUUUAAAAGUCGAAAAUCUGAACCUGGACUCAUUGAUUGUCAAGUGGGCGCCACCUGUAGAACACAACGGUCACUUGACAGGAUACUUGCUCAAAUACCAGCCUAUCAAUACAACAGAUAAACUUGGGCCGCUCAAAGAGCUGCUUCUAGCAGCAAACGAGACCAGCAUCACUCUGGACAACCUCAAGCACAGCACACGCUACAAGUUCUAUUUGAACGCCAAGACUGUCAAGGGCGCUGGCCCCACUGUCACAGAAGAGGGUGUCACAAUCAUGGACGAAGCAUUAAUUCAGCAUCCCGCAGUAGAGGCGGGUAAAGGCUCAGCCCCCACUUCAUCACCACCAACCCCCUCUGUCACUCAAUCUUUGCAGCCCCCGUUUCACAAGGCGCCACCUGUUGGUCGGAUGUUUGGGAGUGUGAACUCCUCAGUGGAGGAGGACCAUGCUGUGAUAAGCUGGGAAUACUCGGGGCCAGAUAGGAAUGUUUAUGUGGAAUUUGUCCUCCUUAAAAUUUCACUCCUGCUGUGCGUUUAUUUAAUAUCAUAUAGUAAAGAACCCUGGAAAACAGAGUUUGUAAAUGGCACUCGGACAUAUCAGAUUAGAGGACUAAAGCCGGGGAUGUCCUAUAGGGUUCGGGUGGUAGCCAAAGACCACUCAGACGCAACGGUCCACAGUACAGAGGAGCUGUUGAUUACAGUUCCAGCUAUGACUAGCAAGCAGGUUGACAUAGCCACACAGGGCUGGUUUAUCGGGCUGAUGUGUGCCAUUGCUUUACUGAUCCUGGUGCUCCUCAUCGUUUGCUUUAUAAAGAGGAACAAAGGAGGCAAAUAUCCAGUAAAAGAAAAAGAAGAUGCCCAUCAAGACCCAGAAAUCCAGCCCAUGAAAGAGGAUGAUGGGACAUUUGGGGAGUACAGUGACACGGAGGAUCACAAGCCCUUGAAAGGCAGCCGGACCCCAUCCAAUGGGACGGUCAAGAAGGACGACAGUGACGACAGCCUGGUGGAUUAUGGCGAGGGAGGAGACGGCCAGUUCAACGAGGAUGGCUCGUUCAUCGGCCAGUACAGCGGGAAGAAGGAAAAAGACACGGCAGAAGGCAACGAGAGUUCGGAGGCUCCUUCUCCGGUCAACGCCAUGAACUCCUUUGUGUAACUGCCUGGAAACGCCUCGUGACCUUUGACCCAUCCAACACCCCACCUCCUUGUCGCACCAUUAUAUGGAGAACAGUCUCUAUUGCACUGUGACCCCUGACAUCACACAGCAAAAGAAAUAAAACAAAUGCCCCUAAUGAAAGACAGUGAGAAAUGAUACAAAUGCUAGAAGAGGGCCAGUCCGAGCUUCACCGCGAUUGGUCGGAAUGAAAGUCACAUGACAUUGAGACGUGUAUUAUUAUAAGUGUAUUAUCUUACAGCGAGCAUAUAGGAAUAUAUAAAUUGACUUAUAUUAUAUUAACAUGGCCCCAUUUACCAUCAGAUGGCAUUGUAUCACACCAUCUUAUCCCUUGGACUGGCAUGGAAUCAGUUAUUGACAUCACACCCUUGGCGAAUCAGAAUUAAGGUGCGGUCACAUUUACUGUUAUUCGGCAAAUUUUCACAGGCAAAACCCAUUAGUUUCAGUAGGAAUCAGUGCGAUUGGGAAUUUUGCAUUAGGACGAAAGAUUUCCCCGCACAAAAGUUUUCACAGAUUCACUGUGUCGACCAAUAUAAAAAGUGACUUCAGUGUGAACAGUGAUUCAUGCAUUGCUACACUAUCGACAAUAUACAAUGGACCUUUAUUGCACAUGAAUCUUUGCUAAUGUGACCGCACCUUUAGCCAGCGUUGUGGAGACCGUGAAGCUUGUCUGACUAUAUGAUAAUCACUUUUGCUUCACACCAAAUGCCUGUUGCGUUCUGUCGUCAGUGUUCAAAUUGGUAUUAUGCACAUUUCAGGCACCGAUGUCUUUGUGGGCAUUGUUGUGAAGUAUGUAAUACGUGUAAAAGCUGUUCUUAGGCGUCAGAGGUUUUGAAUAUAUAAAAACAAACCACAGAUUUUAAAAACAGGUUGUCAGGGAUGUGAGGUAGCAUGUUUUUGACACACAAGCACUCUUUUCAGUCGCACAGAUGCGAUUUUAUCCUUUUCUCAGUUCUCUUGCGGUUCAUUUUGCACCCUGUGUUUGUUUUAUUUACGACAAAACUUUUUCAAUGUUUUAUCCCUGAAGAAAAGUCAUUGAUAGAUUUAAAGAGUUAAGGUUCACUUCAUCCAGGACUGUUAUUGUGAAGAAAAGCCCCCCAGUCAGCCAUGUAGCCACUUGUGACCCCACUUUGGUUGCCAGAAUUCACGCUGCUCUCUGUGAGGUAGUUCAGUAACGAAGGCCACUCAGCACAGUUCCUUAGUGCCUUGGUAGAAAACAUUAUUCUAUACUCAAAAAAAAAAAAAAUAUUCCCACUCAUAGCUUUGAGCAUAGCCCUCUUUUAUAUCAGUACUGUAAGUGAUACCCAAAUCCUGGGCUGAGCGAAGACCACAAGGCUCAAGGAAAUGAUGUCACCUACACAGCCGUCACAGAAGUCACCUCAAAUCGGGGUGAGGGGCAUCUCAUUCCCCUUAUCGACAACUAAAAAAUACUGCCAUUUCUCUGUAAAGAGUGAACUGCUGUUGAUUGGUCUGAUUUGACACAUUUAUGGCAACUCAUGACGGCGAAGGAAACAACCAGCUGUGGUAAUUGCCAUAGCCUGUCCUCAACAUUUGCGAUACCAGUAGGCAGAAAUAUACACAUUCUCACAUGUAACCGUUUUUUAAAUGAUGUUACUGCAUGUAAUGAAGUAUUACGAGCUGUCGAGUGUAGUGAAAUCAGGGCUUCACUAAAUCGGAAGUGGUGCUGUCAUCAAAUAUGGCUGGAGUGUGUGCGGUUUAUGCAGGCAUGCAUGAAAAUAUUUGUGUGUAUGGAAUGAAUGUGUGUGAUGGCUAUGAAUGUGUGUCUGUCCACUGUAUAUAUGGGGCAAGCCUUUUUUUUUUUUUUUUUUUUGGCAAGGCCCUAGAUUUUCAUGAUUUAGCUUGUCAUAACUUGCAUCAAGUUUUUUAGUUUGGAAUUGUCUGCUUUUUAAUGUAUAGAUCUAACAUUUGCGUUGUAAAUAUCCAGCCAAAAUUAUUUUAGACACAUGAAAGGAGGCCUGUGAAUGGAAAAGCUGCUGAGAUAUCCAAUCACAACUUAACCCUUGAGCAUGACAGUAUAUCCAAAGGCCCUCUAGGGGAACUGUCCCAGCAAUUUGUGUACUGUAAGUCACUUUGGAUGAAAACAAAAAAGCCUGCUUAAAAAGUGACGACAACCCAUUUCCUGAACCCCACGAGUCUGGAAAACAAAUCAACGGAUGAUUAUGCGUAAGGUAGCGCUGCAGAAAACCCCACAGUGUUCCACCUGAAUUCACACACAUCAGCUCUUACUCUUUUAAUGGCACUGUUGUUUUCUUUUCUAUUUGACCAGGUAGAUUAUGACUUUUUUUCUGUAGGAAAAAUAAGAAAAUGGACGCAUCCCCAAAGAAGGAUUGCACUGGUGAGGGUGCAGAACCUUUUGAUGUGUUUUUGUCGGAGGGUGCAAAGACGAAUGAAACGUAGUGUGAAAUAAUAUUCUGGUUAAUGUUAAAGCUACAUGAAAAUAAAGCAUGAAAGGCUGUGAAAUGGUUUACUCUAUAAUAUAAUCGCAAAAAAAUAUUUUGUAUAUAAAAGAAUUAAAAUAAAUGUUGGUUUCCGGAUUUCACUA